UUUGAGGUCAUGUAUAUGUUCUUUCUUCUGGGCUAUCGUCUAAUGGGAUUACCAAUUGACAUAGAUCGGAAAGAAAUUAUUGCCGAGAACACGUACAUUCUGACUCUGGACGGAGAUAUCGAUUUUCGACCGGCCGCCGUUAAAGUUCUAUUGGAUCUGAUGAAAAAGGAUCGAGAUCUUGGUGCAGCAUGCGGUCGAAUACAUCCAGUUGGAUCAGGUCCAAUGGUUUGGUUCCAAAAAUUCGAAUAUGCUAUUGGUCAUUGGCUACAGAAAUCUACGGAACAUACUAUCGGCUGUGUUCUGUGUAGUCCUGGUUGUUUCUCGCUCUUUAGAGCAAAAGCAUUAAAACAACCUAAUGUGAUUGCGAAAUAUGCUACCAAGUCUACUGAAGCUAGACAUUACAUUCAAUACGAUCAAGGUGAGGAUCGAUGGCUCUGUACAUUGCUUCUUCAAGUGGGUUCCCGGGUCGAAUAUUCUGCAGCGAGUGAUGCAUAUACGCAUGCACCAGAACUCUUUAAAGAUUUUUAUAUACAACGACGCAGGUGGAUUCCUUCCACUGUCGCGAAUAUAUUCGACUUAUUGAUGACUGCUAAAGAAACAAGGAAAGUGAAUAAUGAUAUCUCAUGGUUAUACAUCGUUUAUCAAUGGUUUUUAAUGGGGAGUACAAUCCUGGGACCUGGUACGAUAUUUUUGAUGUUAGUUGGUGCGUUUGUCGCCGCAUUUCAUAUUGACAAUUGGACUAGUUUCUGGUAUAAUCUAAUCCCAAUUAUCAUAUUUAUUGGAGCUUGUCUCACUUGCAAGGAACGUAUGCAGGUAUGAAAAAAUAUGAAAGAGUUUUAGGAAUUUUAUUAAUAUUUGAAAAAGAACAAUUUAUAUAAUCAAUAAAUGGAAUAGGGAAGUAAAAAGUAAAAAAGAAGAA
Messenger RNA from Pogonomyrmex barbatus (red harvester ant), 919 nucleotides. Its product is annotated as chitin synthase chs-2. Gene Ontology annotation, molecular function: chitin synthase activity. The record is from RefSeq and is a predicted model, not a curated record. Gene Ontology annotation, cellular component: cell septum; cell periphery. Gene Ontology annotation, biological process: chitin biosynthetic process. Lineage: Eukaryota; Metazoa; Arthropoda; Insecta; Hymenoptera; Formicidae.